AUGCGCCUUUUCCGCAGAUGCAACACGGGUUGUUUGCUAACCGCGGUGCAGAAAGAACCUCUUCCAACCACGUUUUCUUGUCUGUUCUGCAACCAUGAGAACUGUGUAGUAGUGAAGCUUGAUAAGAAAUUGGGCCUGGGAAACCUGUCGUGUAAGAUAUGUGGCCAGCGUUUCCAGACGGGCAUUAAUUAUCUCUCCGCUGCCGUCGAUGUUUACUCGGAUUGGAUCGAUGCCUGUGAUGCGGUUGCUAAGCAUGCUGCCGGCAACGAUAUGGAGACUACCACACGCGGAGCAACUGAUGGAUCUCCGGGGCCUGUGAGACGCGGAGCUGACAGAGAUGAACUUGGCCAGGCUGAAGCUGGCCUCGAUGAUUAUUGA
Molecule: messenger RNA, 378 nt
Organism: Paracoccidioides brasiliensis Pb18
Exons: 2
Coding region: 1-378 (125 amino acids)
Biological process (GO): transcription elongation by RNA polymerase II
Cellular component (GO): transcription elongation factor complex
Molecular function (GO): RNA polymerase II complex binding
Source: RefSeq, a predicted model, not a curated record